This is a messenger RNA of Sorex fumeus (smoky shrew), 909 nucleotides long. RefSeq names its product prostaglandin E synthase 3-like. The transcript has a single exon. The record is from RefSeq and is a predicted model, not a curated record. Gene Ontology annotation, molecular function: prostaglandin-E synthase activity; protein-folding chaperone binding; Hsp90 protein binding. Gene Ontology annotation, cellular component: nucleus; cytosol. Lineage: Eukaryota; Metazoa; Chordata; Mammalia; Eulipotyphla; Soricidae. Bases 17 to 583 code for a protein of 188 amino acids. Gene Ontology annotation, biological process: telomere maintenance via telomerase; prostaglandin biosynthetic process; protein folding.
CGGAGAAAACUCCACUAUGAGCACCCAAGAGGGGCGGGAGCCAACUCCUCUGCAGUUGCCGCUGGAGAGGCACGCCCACCGCAUCCCCGCCACGUUCACCGUGCAGCCAGCUUCUGCGAAAUGGUAUGAUCGACGAGACUUUGUCUUCAUUGAGUUUUGCGUUGAGGAUAGUAAAGAUGUGACUGUACUUUUUGAAAACUCUAAACUGAUGUUCAGCUGUGUUGGAGGAAAUGAUAAUCGUAAGCGUGCCAAUGAAAUUGAUCUUUUUCGCAAUAUUGACCCACAUGGUUCCAAGCAUAGAAGAACCGACAGGUCAAUUUUCUGUUAUUUGCGGAAAAGAGAAUCUGGCCUGCCCUGGCCGAGGUUAGCGAAAGAAAGGGCCAAGCUUAACUGGCUUAGUUUGGACUUCAGUAAUUGGAAAGAUUGGGAAGAGGAUUCGGAUGAAGACCUGCCUAGUUUUGAGCGUUUCUCGGAAAUGAUGAAUAGCCUGGCUGGUGAGGAAGAUAUGGAUUUACCAGACGUAUAUGAAACAGAUGAUGAUAUGGAAGAAAGUGAUGAUGAAGACGCACCUGAUCUGGAGUGAGGAAUAUUGUCAUCACCGGAAUUUGAGAAAGAAAAAAAUGCUUCUCUGCAAGAUUUAAUAACUGAGAGAAUUACUGAGUUGGUAGCUCUAAAGGCAUACGCUGUAUUUGUCUCCUUAACCCAUGUAUUCAACCUGAUUAUUUUUUACAACGCUUCACUAAGGGUUGAUGUCUAUUGUAUGGGGAAAGUGUUAAUCCACUAAGGCAAUAGCCUUAUGCAUGAACACUUCCCAGAUUUCUCUGACACUGUUGAAGUCCUUGGCAAUUGAUAUAGUAGUUGUGACUAAUAAAACACUUCAAUUUUACUUCAUAAAUGGAUAAAGGACAU